Staurois parvus is the source of this 353-nucleotide messenger RNA. The record is from the annotation of a GenBank genome assembly. Lineage: Eukaryota; Metazoa; Chordata; Amphibia; Anura; Ranidae.
CUAGGAUGACAGUAUGUUAAAAAAAACACAUAAAUAAUAAUAUAAAAAAAAUAAACAGAAUACAUUUUGGGCAAGAUUUAUGAAGAAAGAUUAUUUAUUUGCUAAAUUUUAUAAGAAAAACACUUUUUUUCAAAAUGUUUGGACUUUUUCAUUUAUAUAGCAAAAAAAAAAUAAAAAUCCCGUUGGUGAAUAAAUACCACCAAAAUAAAGUUUUAUCUGUAUCAAAAAAAUGCAAAAAAGUUCAUAUGGGUACAGUGUUGCAUGACCGCGCAAUUGUCAUUCAAAGUGUGAUAGCACUGAAAGCUGAAAAUUGGCCUGGAAAGGAAGGGGUAAAAGUGUAUGGACUUGAAGUG